GUCGCGGGUUGCGGCGUCAUGUCCUCGGAGGUGGCCGCGCGCCGGGACGCCAAGAAAUUGGUGCGGUCGCCGAGCGGCCUGCGCAUGGUGCCUGAGCACCGCGCCUUCGGCAGCCCCUUCGGCCUGGAGGAGCCGCAGUGGGUCCCGGACAAGGAGUGCCCCAGGUGCAUGCAGUGUGACACCAAGUUUGACUUCAUCACCAGAAAGCACCACUGCCGCCGGUGCGGGAGGUGCUUCUGUGACCGGUGCUGUAGCCAGAAGGUGGCGCUACCGCGCAUGUGCUUUGUGGACCCUGUGCGGCAGUGCGCGGAGUGUGCCCUGGUGUCGCAGCGGGAGGCCGAGUUCUAUGACAAGCAGCUCAAGGUGCUCAUCAGCGGGGCCCCCUUCCUCGUGACCUUUGGGAAGUCGGAGACGUCGGAGGCGAUGGUCUGCCGCCUUUCCAACAACCAGAGGUUCUUGGUUCUGGACGGGGACAGCCAUUAUGAGAUUGAAAUCACACACAUAUCCACCAUGCAGAUCCUGACAGAAGGCCUUCCUCCAGGAGAGACAGACACGUACACCAGCCUCCUGGAGAGCCUGCCCGCCUCUGAAGGAGGCAGUGCGCGGGCUUCCGGCAUGCUCCUGCAGUACACCAUGCCCGGGGCAGAAAGCGUGACCCAGCUGAAGCUCACGGCCGGGGAGGAUGCCAACGCCAGCAAGAGGCCUGCGACCACGUGGCUGGUGGCCAUGCACAAGGCUGCCAAGCUCCUCUAUGAAUCACGGGACCAGUGAUGACUGACAGGACAGGCGCUGCCCCCCCAGCGCUUGGGUACAUUCAAGCCCUUGGAGCCGUGUCCCUGAGCUUGUCUGUGUGACACGCCCCAGCUGUUAGUGCCCGCUCAGCGUGCUAGCCUGCCAGUACCAACGGGGGGAGGCAGCCACAUUACACACUACUCCGCCUACCCCGCACUGUGCAUUUUGCGGCCCAGGCUCACUAGAAGGCUCUGCCCACCAGUGCUCACUAACCAACUCUUCCACAGAAUGCCUCCCCGCCCCCGCCCCCCAACCCUGGGGUGGUGGUGGUGCUCAGGUGUCCACUGGGCCUCAUGUCUUUCCUGUGCCUGCACGGUCUGCCUUAGCCCGGUUUCUGGACUGUCCACCCUCUGUCACAUCUCAACUGAACACACUUUUGAUACAAAGGGGACGCCACCAGCUUCAUUUUAGGCCCUUCUCACUCACUGCUCCACUUUCUUAAAUGGCUGCAACAGCAGUUUGUACAGAAAGCUUAUGAUUAAACCUAUUUUGAAAACACA
This is a messenger RNA of Echinops telfairi (small Madagascar hedgehog), 1292 nucleotides long. RefSeq names its product zinc finger FYVE-type containing 21 (gene ZFYVE21). The transcript has 8 exons. Bases 19 to 771 code for a protein of 250 amino acids. Lineage: Eukaryota; Metazoa; Chordata; Mammalia; Afrosoricida; Tenrecidae. The record is from RefSeq and is a predicted model, not a curated record. Gene Ontology annotation, molecular function: metal ion binding.